This is a messenger RNA of Suillus clintonianus, 264 nucleotides long. RefSeq lists its product as uncharacterized. The record is from RefSeq and is a predicted model, not a curated record. The annotation marks the transcript as partial. The transcript has a single exon. NCBI's taxonomy places the organism in Eukaryota, Fungi, Basidiomycota, Agaricomycetes, Boletales, Suillaceae.
CUUGCAUACAUCGAAUGGUUUAGUCCCUUCUCAUCCGCUCCUGACAGACACAACGGACUAUAUAAACUCUCAAGAUUGAUGCACGGUGGUGAAAUGGUGGCUAGUAUCGUGCCGGCGGGAAAUAUCGUGCGCAGUGUCCACCUUAUACCUAGGUUUGGGGAGAUAGCUCCACAAGAGUGGAUGAGCGAGACAGUUCUCGAAGACUGUAGCACGUUCUGGUUGAAUUCGUACAUUGAUAAACAUACCUUUUCAAUAUUCAAAUGA